AUGUCAUCGAACAUCAGUCAACCCUCUCAAAUAUCCUCCGAAACCUCCAAAUUUAUAUUUGUAGAAACUCGAGGUGAUUUAUUUAAUGAUGCACCAGCGGAUUCAAGUUUAGCUCAUUGUGUAUCAGCUGAUUUUAAAAUGAGCAAAGGUAUAGCCAAAAUAUUUAAAAAACUGUAUGGCACGCGAGGAUUAUCUGAUCAACAUAAAAAAGUUGGUCAAGUCGCUACACUUCCAGAUAAUAAUCGAUAUAUUUUUUAUAUCAUUACAAAAAAAAUAUAUUCUCAAAAACCUACAAAGGAAGAUUUUGAAUCGGCUAUAAAUGAUCUAAGAAAAGUGUGUGAAGAAAAAAAUGUUAAGCUUUUAUGUUUACCUAGAAUUGGGACUGGAUUGGAUAAAUUGCCUUUGGAAUACGUGCAUCGAACUAUCAGACAAGUUUUUGAUGGACACGAAAUGAAAAUGAUUAUGUUUUACUUGUGA
Molecule: messenger RNA, 477 nt
Organism: Funneliformis mosseae
Lineage: Eukaryota; Fungi; Glomeromycota; Glomeromycetes; Glomerales; Glomeraceae
Source: the annotation of a GenBank genome assembly